GCAGUGUCAGGUUGAAGCAAAAGUUCCAGAGGGUCGAUCCUGUCCCCCUCUCCCUCUCUCCGUCUCUAUCUGCCUCCCUGAGGAGUCGGCUCCUCUGGUCUCUCCUGUGGAUCUCCUCCCAGCUCCUCUUCUCUGGGCCUCCCCGAUGUCUUAGCCUUCCACCUGCUCCCCCUUCAUCACCAGACCUCCUCCGAUCCCACCCUUUGGCGUGGGAUUCUCCUCCGAGACCAGCACCUUCUCCAGACCCUCUCCUGCUCUUCUCUCCGUCCAGAACCUUGGCUAGGCUUGUCCCUUUCCUUACCCGUCCCCCCCCGCCCUGAGAACAGGCCUCCCCAGCCUCUAGCGAGACUCCCCCCGACCCGGGCCCAACCGACCCGACCAGACCCGACCAGGACGAUGACGGAGAAGCUGGGCAGCGUGGAGGACGCCGGCGGCAUCAUGGCGCUGCUGGAGCGCGUGGCGGGCAUCAUGGACAACGUCAACGCCACGCAGCAGCGCAUGGAGGAGCGGCAGCUGGAGCUGGAGACCACGGUGAAGAGCAUCCAGGCCGACGUGGUCAAGCUGACGGGCGAGCACGCCGCCACCAGCGGCACCGUGGACCGGCUGCUGGACAAGACCCGCAAGGUCAGCUGCCACAUCAAGGAUGUACGCGUCCGCGUGGAGAACCAGAACCUGCGCGUCAAGAAGGUGGAGGCCACCCAGGCAGACCUCCUGGCCAAGAACAAGUUCAGAGUGGUCAUCUACCAGGGUGACCACGAAGUGAAGUCCGUCGCCCCCGGCAACGAGCCCUCCGAAGCCAGCGGCGGCAGAGCUAGCUCAAGGGCCGAGGUGGAACCUGACAAGUUUGAGCUGCCUCCGGAGUCAGACGAGGAGUACAUGGUGGUAGAGGAGGCAGACUCCGCCUCCGUCACCCGCGCCAAGAAGACCGGCCUGACCCGCAUCGAGAGCUUCAAGGCCACCUUCUCAAAGGAGAACAUGAGCAAGACCCGUGAGAACCUGGGCACCAAGGUCAACAAGCUGGGCGAGCGCAUCGUGACGGUGGAGCGGCGCGAGAAGAUCCGCCAGUCUGGGGAGCGGCUGAAGCAGUCUGGAGAGAGGUUCAAGGAGUCCAUGGCCAAUGUCCCUGCCAAGCUCAACCUUAAGAAGGAGCGGACAGUAGCUGAGGGCCAGGAGGGAGCGGAGGGAGGCGCCGACGGAGCCACACCCGUGCCUCCGCCCAAGGGCCGCAAGGGCAGCCCAGACAAGGAGGCCGCGGACGGGGCCAAGGCAGAGGCGUCCGAGGUCCCCAUGUACGACAUGAAGCAGCUGGCGUAAAGCGCAACGGCCGAUGCAACAACUGGGUGUUGUGUUUCCCUUGGACUAUUGUGACAACAAAAGAGAGGAUGAAAGUAUGUGUUUUAUGGUCGAUUCUCCCUGGCCAAGCUUCGGAAAUGAAAAUAUUAAAUGAUCUAUUUUUCCGUUCAGUUGAAAGAAGCCUCCAGUUAGAAAGGAAGUGACAUUGGGCCGGUUCAAACAUCCGACUGGCGGCAACGGCAAGAACGGACACCCACUGAAGUAUAGGUCUACCAUAAGGCGUUGUUAUUCUUUCAGACAUAGUUCUAGUCUCUGUUCUGAUAUGUGUCUACAGUUGACAUUAUGGUUAAUUUAUUAUUAUUAAAUAUUUGUUACAUUUUUCGUCUACAAACUGCUAAUUAAACAAAUACAAUAACAACAGAGAGAGCGAGAGAAAGAAGCAUCUGGAGUUUGUCAAAGGUUUCAGUUGUUAUUUUUUAUGUAUGUUUGAACAAUGACAAGAUGUUAGAGCUUUAAACAGUUCUAAUGAAGAGUGGGUAAGUUAUGAUGGUAUAUGAUGGGAAUGUUGAUUUUGUCAGGGGGCUGUAAAAGUAAAGUUUUGCACUCGCGAAAUGUGAAAGAUAGAAUGCAUUAGUUAUUUCAGGUUGCAAUUAUACAUUUAAAAGCUGUACUAUGAGGAAUUUGUAGAGAACUAAUUUGGCUAGUUUUCCGAAAAUUACGAAGAUAAACUGUUAUGGUAAAAAUAAUGAAUACUAAGAAUAAAGACUAAGAACAUGUUACAUAUGUGAUGUGAAAUAUCUCAACACUCUUAAUAUUGUUUUGCUGUAUAAACAGCUCGUAAAAAUAGAGGUCUAUAACUAUAUUGUUAGAAUGUUUUGAGUUAUUAUUUAGAGUUUGCAUGAAUGCAUUUAAAAAUACACAACAGAUAUUAGGUUUAGGGUGUUUUCGGUCGGAUAGAGAUGAUAAAUUAUGCAGAUUAUUAUUUCUUAACCUUUUACCCAAUGUUGUUUUUAGGGCAUAACACUGACUACACGGUUCUCAUUGAGGAACUCAGCAAGUUCUAUUUAUAUUUUGAUUUUAUUGCUUUUCAAAACCAAACCUAUUGUAUAAAUGUCCCUUCACUUCAUCUUCAAAUGUAAAUGUAAAUGUAUCAAACUAAAAAUAAUUCUGAUCUAUUUUUGAUUAAAGUAAGUAAGGAAUUGUGGUCUUUUCAAAGGCAAAGGCAAAGCUAUUCUUACUCUGUCAAACCUGAUCAAAGUACAAUGGACACAAGUGAAGACUUCAAAGCUUGAUGCUUAUAGUAGUAGCCAACCCUUUCUUUAGGUUUGCAUUUAUUAAAUAGCUUUACAAAUGCAGCUUAACCAGGCUUUACACAGCUGGUAGUACAAUAAACAGGUUAAACUUGGUAUUAUACGAAGGGUGACUAAAGAUCCACCAUUACUUGACUAUUUGGAGAAUAAAGAGUUUAUAUUACGUAUAUUACUACGUAUUAUUGUUUCCAUACAAGACUUUUUUUCGUCUUGACCAAAUCAUUAAAGCUUAAAAAAGUGAAAUCGAUUAAAGCCCUUAAGUAAAAUAGAGGAGAACAAUUAAUUUAUGAGGUACUGGAAAUUAUGGAUAUUGUGUUCAAUACGUAUAGAUACGUAUAUAAAGUUUAAUCGACAAAUAAAAGGAAUGUUUUGCGGCGCUACAGGGAAUAAAUAUGAGGCGAUAAACUGCUCAAAUAAAGGGCGGCCCCAUGGUAACGCUCAUGGUGGCCCCUGGGGGGAGGUGGCGGCGGAUCACUUGCAGUCACAGAGCAGCGCGGUGCCGCGUAGCGUCCAGUGGUCCGGCUGCUGGCUGGAGCGCAGCGCCAGCUCGAAGAUGUAGGUGAGGUCGGUGCGCCGGGGCUUCUUGUACACGGGACACGAGUACAGGUUCACGGAGGACGGCGCCGCCGGCCGCUUGCUGUCGGCCGUGCUCACCGCGUACACGUGCACCACGGGCAGCGGCGUGAAGAGGACCUGGAAUGAGGUCAGAGGUCAGGGGGUGAGGGGUCCAUCGAAGCGUGUUGCAGGUGAAUGAUGGGGUGUGUAUGUACACUACUGUUUAAAAGGUUGGGGUCACUUAGAAAUGUCCUUAUUUUUUAAAGGAAAGGACAGUUUCCUUCAAUGAAGAUAACAUUUAAUUAAUUAGUGCGGACAUUGAUCAUCGGGUAAAUGAGUAUUCUAGCUGGAAAGAACAGAUUAUUUAUGGAAUAUCUACAUAGGUGUACAGAGGCCCAUUUCGAGCAACCAUGACUCCUGUAUUCAGAUGGUACAUUGUUUAGCUAAUCGUGCUAAAAGGCUACUUGAUGAUAAGGAAACCCUUUUGCAAUUAUGUUAGCCCUGCUGAAAACUGUUGAAUAAAGUGUUGGGUGAAGUGUUUUCACGGAAAA
Messenger RNA from Gadus chalcogrammus (walleye pollock), 3709 nucleotides. It is a transcript of the gene cavin4b, whose product is annotated as caveolae associated protein 4b. The transcript is spliced from 2 exons. Gene Ontology annotation, cellular component: caveola; cytoplasm. The record is from RefSeq and is a predicted model, not a curated record. The coding region runs from base 397 to 1314 and encodes 305 amino acids. NCBI's taxonomy places the organism in Eukaryota, Metazoa, Chordata, Actinopteri, Gadiformes, Gadidae. Gene Ontology annotation, biological process: regulation of gene expression.